Molecule: messenger RNA, 435 nt
Organism: Talaromyces amestolkiae
Lineage: Eukaryota; Fungi; Ascomycota; Eurotiomycetes; Eurotiales; Trichocomaceae
Exons: 2
Coding region: 1-435 (144 amino acids)
Cellular component (GO): membrane; endoplasmic reticulum
Molecular function (GO): protein-macromolecule adaptor activity
Source: RefSeq, a predicted model, not a curated record
AUGGCAUCAUCGAUCCUCGACCAUUUCCGUCUCAACACCGACGAGGGCUGGCUCCCAGCCUGGCUACUACUCACAUCCAUAAUCUCCACCGCAAACUCGAUUCAGUCCUACCGCAGCCCCCUGUACCACUCCCAAAUUUUCAUCGGCUCGCGUACCACCAACAAUAAAUCCCCUUCCACACCACUCGCAGCACGCACAUUCGGUACCUGGACAUUCCUGUCUGCAGUGGUGCGCGCCUACGCGGCAUACAACAUCCACAAUUCCGUGGCAUACGACAUUGCGAUUUGGACGUAUGGGAUUGCGCUAGCACAUUUUGCGUCGGAAUGGUUUGUGUAUGGGUCUGCGGAGUUUAGGGGACGGAUUGUGUGGCCGUUCUUGUUUGCGUCGGGGGCGUUGUUGUGGAUGGGCUCGGAGAGGGGGKAUUAUCUUGCUUGA